Oncorhynchus nerka (sockeye salmon) is the source of this 1520-nucleotide messenger RNA. RefSeq names its product zinc finger protein 629-like. NCBI's taxonomy places the organism in Eukaryota, Metazoa, Chordata, Actinopteri, Salmoniformes, Salmonidae. The transcript is spliced from 2 exons. Bases 1 to 1353 code for a protein of 450 amino acids. Gene Ontology annotation, molecular function: RNA polymerase II cis-regulatory region sequence-specific DNA binding; DNA-binding transcription factor activity, RNA polymerase II-specific. The record is from RefSeq and is a predicted model, not a curated record. Gene Ontology annotation, biological process: regulation of transcription by RNA polymerase II.
AUGUACAAUUCUUCCUGUGGUCACCAGGACAGAGCUAGUCCGUCCCCCUCCACCCUGCCGGAAUCCCCUGGUCACAACUCUCCUGGUAUCGCCUUACUGCUGGAUCUGAAGAGGGUGUCUGUGUGGCUGGUCGACUGCAGGAAAACAGCAGGGCAGAGUGGAACUGUGAGAGGACACGAGGAGGGAGAUUUGAUUUCAUCAAGGGACACCCCUAACCGCCGUUCUCGCAGUGGGAGGGGCUUAUCAUCUGGGGCGCUUCAACCAUGUCAUGUUGCUGACAAGACAGAGAAGAGUCUCUCCAGAUCAGAACGUCUCAAGAAACACCAGCAGAGACGUAUAGGAAAGAAACCUCACCACUGCUUCUCUGACUGUGGGAAGAGUUUCACAAGCCAGAGUGGCUCCAUUAUUCACACCGUAGAGAAACCGUACUGCUGCUCACAGUGUGGGAAGUGUUUCGCUGCUUCUAACACCUUCAAAUCUCAUCUGAGAAUUCAUAAAGGGGAGAGGCCUUACCCGUGCCUUGAUUGUGGGAAAAGAUUUUCUUAUUUGGGAGCCCUGAACAUACACCUGCGAACACACACAGGAGAGAAGCCUUAUAGCUGUGAUCAGUGUGGAAAGAGCUUCAGUCAAUCUGGGACCUUAAAUUCACACCAGCGAACACAUACCGGAGAGAAACCUUAUAGCUGUGAUCGGUGUGGGAAGAGAUUUGCUCAGUCAAGAGAGCUGACUAGACACCUGCGAACACACACAGGAGAGAAACCUUAUAGCUGUGAUCAGUGUGGGAAGAGCUUUGCUCUAUCAAAAGCCCUAACUAUACACCAGCGUAUACACACUGGAGUGAAGCCUUAUAGCUGUGGUCAGUGUGGGAAAAGCUUCAAUCAGUCAGGCAACCUGACAACACACAAGCUAACACACACUGGAGUGAAGCCUUAUAGCUGUGGUCAGUGUGGGAUGAACUUUGCUCGAGCUUCCACCCUGAAUAGACACAAGCAAACACACACUGGAGAGAAACCUUAUAGCUGUGAUCAGUGUGGGAAGAGCUUUGCUCUAUCAGAUAAACGAACUAUACACCAGAGAACACACACUGGAGAGAAGCCUUAUUGCUGUUACCAGUGUGGAAAGGGCUUUGCUGUAGCUUCCACCCUGAUUAGACACUAUCGAAAACACACUGGAGAGAAGCCUUAUAGCUGUGAUCAGUGUGGGAAAAGCUUUGCUGUAGCUUCCACCCUGAAUACACACCAGCGAACACACACUGGGGAGAAGCCUUAUAGCUGUGAUCAGUGUGGGAAAAGCUUUGCUGUAGCUUACAACAUGAUUAGACACCACCGAACACACACUGCAGAGAAACAUUAGAUAGAUAUGCAGUACAGGUAAGCCCUGUUGAUAGCUGCCAACAAGCCAUGAUGGGUGUGUCAAAGAUCAGUGGUUGGCUAGCUAGGGGCUUCUAAAAAUGUACGUUAGCUAGAAAGCCACUGAUUGUAACGUUAGUUGUGUGUAACGCACGUUACCUUCCUCACAGG